AUGGAAGUGUACCAGGACCAGGAGGAGUGGUCAAAAGUAAAAGACAAAAUGCUAGAAACAUUUUUAAAGCACCAAAACAACUACUACCACGGAAGAAUGGAGCAUGGCAAUAUGCCUGCAUCCAAUAACCCACUAAUUCGCAGUCUCCAAGACAAGCGCUCACCUCUCCCCCAGCAACAUUGGUUCGGUACAAUUGACCAUCCUCAACUUGUAGCCAAUACAUUUAGCAGAGCAGUGGCUGUAUAUUGGAAUACUCCAAUUGAAACAGGCGACUGUCUUUUUGUUCCAUUUGCUACCUUGCCAGAAAAAGUGGAACCGAUAAUUAUUAUCUUAGAUUUCUUCAAUUUGGUUGUUUUGCAUGUCUUAUCAGUGCUCAAUUUGUCAGUAACACUCCCAAAGGCCAAUUACAAGUGA
This is a messenger RNA of Phycomyces blakesleeanus NRRL 1555(-), 414 nucleotides long. RefSeq lists its product as hypothetical. The transcript has 2 exons. The record is from RefSeq and is a predicted model, not a curated record. Bases 1 to 414 code for a protein of 137 amino acids. NCBI's taxonomy places the organism in Eukaryota, Fungi, Mucoromycota, Mucoromycetes, Mucorales, Phycomycetaceae.